UGAUUCACAAAUUCAAUACUCCCUUUCUUCUUUAUCUUACCUUUUUCUGAUAAUUAGUUUCUUCUCCUCCUCCUCUGCUCUGGCCAUGGCAGACAGAGUCUAUCCCAACGCCGCCGGUAAAGCCAAUGCCAAUGCAAAUUCCAAUGAUAACAUUAACCCCACGGCGACGGCCAACGCCCCGCCCUUUCCUUCCACCAAAUCCCAACUCUACGGCGCCUCCCGCCCCCCUUACCGCCCUCAACCCCACAAUCGCCGCCGUUCCCGCUGUUGCUCCAUCUGCAUAUGGCUAACGGCGAUCAUUGCCACUGUUAUCGUUCUCCUCGCCGUCGCCUCCACCAUCGUGUAUCUAGUUUAUCGUCCUCAUCGUCCGUCAUUCUCCAUCACUUCUCUCAAAAUCGAUUCCUUCAAAUUCACUCCCUCUUCACAGCUCAAUUCCAAAUUCGACUUAAAUCUUGCCACUACAAACCCCAACAAGAAGGUCAAGUUCAUUUACAGUCCAAUUUCCGUCGCCGUCUUGUCAAACGGCGUCGAUGUCGGCGAUGGAUCGUUCCCUGAAUUCGUGCACGAGAAGAGGAACACCACGGCAAUGAAGGUGACGGUGGAAAGCAGUGGUGGAGAGAUCGAGGGGGAGUCGGUGGAUUCGUUGAAGGCGGCGGUGAAGAGCAAAAGUGGAUUACCGUUGGAGGUUGAGAUGGAGACGAAAGUGAAGGUGAAAAUGGGAUGGUUGAAGAUGCCGAGGGUUGGACUUAGGGUUCAUUGCGAGGGAAUUACGGGGGUCGUUCCGACGAGUAAGAAGAAGACGGCGGGUGUUGCGGCGGUGGAGAAUGCAGAGUGUAAGGUGGAUUUCAGAGUGAAGAUCUGGAAAUGGAUCGUUUGAAUUUUUUGGAAAGAUGAUGUAAGAGAGGGAAUUUGAAGUUUGUUGUUUUUA
Molecule: messenger RNA, 928 nt
Organism: Cucumis sativus (cucumber)
Lineage: Eukaryota; Viridiplantae; Streptophyta; Magnoliopsida; Cucurbitales; Cucurbitaceae
Product: NDR1/HIN1-like protein 6
Exons: 1
Coding region: 86-877 (263 amino acids)
Cellular component (GO): plasma membrane
Source: RefSeq, a predicted model, not a curated record